CAGGUGGGGGAGGGGGCGCGUCUCGGCGAGUCACGAUGAUGGCGGCCACCAUCGUGUGGUGAGCUAGCGGAUUCUCUGCUGGUCUCUCCGAGUCCCUCGCGUCUCCGGCUGCAGACUCAGGGGGCUGGCGGCGGGCACGUGAGGAAGCCAAGAGGCCCGAGCUCGCGCGCGGUGGUGGGGGGGAAGGCCGCAGUCGCGGAGACAGCGGCGGUGCGGCUCGGGGCCCGGCGCCCGGAGGAGAGGCCGCUCGGCUGGGCGAAUGUGACAAGCCCCCACCCCCACCGCCUUCCUCCCGAGAGCGCGAGCAGCGCGGGCGACCCCAGGGCCCGGCCCGGCCCCAGACCCCGCCCAGCGGCCAGCGACCCGGCGGAGGCCCGGCAGCAGCCGAGCUGCGCGGCGGCGGCAACCAUGCAGGUCACCCUCAAGACCCUUCAGCAGCAGACCUUCAAGAUCGACAUCGACCCGGAGGAGACGGUAAAAGCCCUGAAAGAGAAGAUUGAAUCCGAAAAGGGGAAAGAUGCCUUUCCAGUAGCAGGUCAAAAAUUGAUUUAUGCAGGCAAAAUUCUGAAUGAUGACACUGCUCUCAAGGAAUACAAAAUUGAUGAGAAAAACUUUGUGGUGGUUAUGGUGACCAAACCCAAAGCAGUGACAACACCAGCACCAGCUACAACUCAGCAAUCCAGUCCCGCCACCACUACCACGGUUAGUUCCUCCACAGCAGCAGCUGUCACUCAGGCCACCACACCUGCCGCUGCUUCGGCCCCUACUUCCACGCCUGCAUCCGCUGCUCCUGCAUCAACGACAGCAUCUUCUGAACCUGUACCUGCUAGUGCAGCUAAGCAGGAGAAACCUGUACAACAGCCAGCAGAGACUCCAGUGGCUGCUAGUCCAACAUCAACUGACAGUACGUCAGGAGAUGCGUCUCGGUCAAACCUUUUUGAAGAUGCAACAAGUGCACUUGUGACAGGCCAGUCUUACGAGAAUAUGGUAACUGAGAUCAUGUCGAUGGGCUAUGAACGAGAACAAGUCAUUGCAGCCUUGAGAGCCAGUUUCAACAACCCUGACAGAGCUGUGGAGUAUCUUCUAAUGGGAAUCCCAGGAGAUAGAGAAAGCCAGGCUGUGGUUGAGCCCCCUCAGGCAGCUAGUACUGGAGCCCCUCCGUCUUCAGCCGUGGCUGCAGGUGCGGCGACCACAGCCGCGACGACAACAACAGCAAGUUCUGGAGGACAUCCUCUUGAAUUUUUACGGAAUCAACCUCAGUUUCAACAAAUGAGACAAAUUAUCCAACAGAAUCCUUCCCUGCUUCCAGCAUUGCUACAACAGAUAGGUAGAGAGAAUCCUCAGCUACUACAGCAAAUUAGCCAACACCAGGAGCAUUUUAUUCAGAUGUUAAAUGAACCAGUUCAGGAAGCUGGCAGUCAAGGAGGGGGAAGUGGAAGUGGUAGUGCUGGAAUUGCAGAAGCUGGAAGUGGUCACAUGAACUACAUUCAAGUAACACCUCAGGAGAAAGAAGCUAUAGAACGGUUAAAGGCGUUAGGAUUUCCUGAAGGACUUGUGAUACAAGCAUAUUUUGCUUGUGAGAAGAAUGAGAAUUUGGCUGCCAAUUUUCUUCUACAGCAGAACUUUGAUGAAGAUUGAUUGAAAGGGACUCUUUUGUAUCUCACACUUCACACCAGUGCAUUACACUAACUUUGUUCACUGGAUUGUCUGGGAUGACUUGGGCUCAUAUCCACAAUACUUGGUAUACGGUAGUAGAUUGUUGGGGGGGUGGGAAGGGAGGGGUCUAGGAUAUAGGGCAGGGAUAAAUACAGUGCAUGUCUGCUUCAAGUAGCAGAUGCCGCAAAUCCACACAGUGUGUAAAAUAUGAUACAACCAAAAAUCAGCUUUUGCAGGUCUUCUUCGAUAAAGCAGUAGGUAACUUUUCCUAGGUUUCACUCUUUUUAGUGUACUAGAUCCAGAAAUUUAGUGUAAUGCCCUGCUUUAUUUCUUUGACUUAACAUCAAUUUCAGAAAGAGUCUUUGCUACCUAGAAUUUUGGUCUCUGUCUCAUGGCAACACUGGAUAAUAGCUUUGUUAAACAAGAUCGUUUGGAGCAACUACAGACAGAAAUGCCAAGUUAUUGAUGGUUGUUGCUGCUUCACUUGACUAUAGACUUAAUAUGUAAGGACGCCCAUUUGAUGUUAAAUACUUGGGGAAGGGGAGAAAGGGAACCUUUUCUUAAAAAAUGAAAAUAAUGACUGCUAUUUUGAAAUUUGCUGAUCACUGAAUUGAAUGUGAGACCCUGCUAACAUGAUUUGAGAAGCUGUACAAGUAUAGGCAGAGUUAUUUUCCUGUUUACAAUUUUUAUGUUUGUUUUGGGGGAAAAUUGAUAGGUGUCUACUUACUGUUUACUUUAUUGUUACGUUGCAGUAAAAAAUUUAAAAAACCACCAUUGCAUGUUUGUUGUAUCCCUUUGUGAAAUUAGCACUUUUGGGGCUAAUGGAGAAGUGCAGCAUUCACACUCCGUCUCUUCCCCUUUGCGCAGCAGCACUGUGUUCAGCAGCAAACCUUAAGCCAAACUGCAGCCUGUUUUAAAAAUCACAGAAUGCUGAGUCAGUUCAAAGUUAGUGCAAAUGUUUCAAAAUUUGAGUUUUUGAUGUUUGUAAAUGUUGUGCUUUAUUAGAGAAGAGUCUGUUGCCAUUAAAGUCAUUAGUGCUAUCUUGCUUUCACAAAGAGAGGCUAGACGAAAUGAGAAGCCAGCAUUUUAAACUGCCAGACUGGUGAGAGCUUGGGGAGGGCUGGGAGACGUGGCUGGAAAGUACUGUGGAAAUGCACAAUCAGGCUAUCUCGUGGCAUAUGCAAAGAAGACUCUUACUAGCAGUGUUGCUUUUUAUUUGGAUUUUUCUUUUCCAGUUCAGUUUUUGUUCUUUGAAAUCUCCAUUGGCACUGGUAUUUCAUCAUAAAGAGGGGCUGAUGCCUACUUGUUCAGUUCAUCAAAUCUGCUUUUCUGAGUUUAAGCAAGACUAAAGAAGAAGUAGUAUGUUUUCCUACCGUCUGAUGCAGAGCUGAACUUGCACAGUCUCUCCUGCGUCUACUCACCUGCAGAGUUCUUAGCGGUUUGGUGAUGACUUCUGAGCUUUUAUGUCAUCAUGCAAUCAUAACCUGUCUUUUAAAAAAUAAACAAACCAUGAUUUUCCUUUGCAGUGUA
Molecule: messenger RNA, 3186 nt
Organism: Ochotona curzoniae (black-lipped pika)
Lineage: Eukaryota; Metazoa; Chordata; Mammalia; Lagomorpha; Ochotonidae
Gene: RAD23B
Product: RAD23 homolog B, nucleotide excision repair protein
Exons: 10
Coding region: 409-1638 (409 amino acids)
Biological process (GO): proteasome-mediated ubiquitin-dependent protein catabolic process; nucleotide-excision repair
Cellular component (GO): nucleoplasm; cytosol
Molecular function (GO): polyubiquitin modification-dependent protein binding; damaged DNA binding; proteasome binding
Source: RefSeq, a predicted model, not a curated record